Molecule: messenger RNA, 1401 nt
Organism: Blepharisma stoltei
Lineage: Eukaryota; Ciliophora; Heterotrichea; Heterotrichida; Blepharismidae
Source: the annotation of a GenBank genome assembly
AUGUUAGUUAGUUAGUUAGUAAGAUAACCCAUAAAUAACUCGUCUUCUGUUUUCUAAGCCUUUUAUGUGAGAUACGACUUCCACUCUGAGCAACGGAUCAGCAGUUACACCACCAUUAGAACUUCUACUCGCCUCCCGUUUCAAAGAACACUCUCUCCUGUAAUCCAGUGCCAGUGAACUGACGUCUCCAUAGACAAAGCUCUCAGAAAAACCGAAGUUUCCCUUCACUGAGCCCAAAGUAAGGAAACUGACCAUACCAGAGCACCUCCAUUUCAAUUGUAUAAAAAUGUUAAUCGAUUGGAAUACAGAUGCAGUGAUACUUGCUCUGCUUGGCGGGUCCUUAAUAUCUCUUGCAACUAUUCUAAAUCUUCUUUUUAUGGGUAGGGUCACAGGAAUAAGCGGAAUGGUCUUUACAGUCGUAAAAUUAAAUACAAGGGAAGGGCUAUUUUGGAAAAUUAGUUUUCUUCUAGGUUUAGUAAGCGCAGUAUUAUUUUUCAAGAAUUUUGUUGGCGAUGCUAUAUGAAAUAUUAAAAUUUUUGACGGAAAAGAAGCAGAAUUAGGAAUUACAAUGAAUGAAUGGAUUAUAGGCUCUCUAUUAGUAGGAAUAGGGACACAAUGGGGAAAUGGCUGUACAAGUGGCCAUGCAGUUUGUGGAAUUCCAAGGCUUUCACCUCGUUCGAUAAUCGCUACUUUAAUUUUCAUGUUUUUUGGCGUUGUCACCGCAACCUUAAAGCAGAAUAAACCCUUUCAAAGAGAAGAAUUUAUUUUAGAGCCAAAAAUGUUUGAAAUUAUAGUAAAAGUCUCCCAACUUAUCUUUAUUACCUUAUAUGGGGUUUAUUUUUUUGCAGUCUUUAUUUAUACUAUUUUUAAUCAGAUUUUCCUAAUUAAAUUUUCAUGGAUAAUACAGAUAUUCAUUAUAAAUAAGGAUAUUCAAUAUCUUCAAGACCUAUCAAAAAUAAAUUCGAGCCUGUUUUUUCAUUUAUAAUUGGAAAUGUUUUUGGGUCGGGGCUAGUUUUAGCUGGGAUGUGCAGAAGGACAAAAAUUUUAGGAUUCUUAGCUUUAAAAGAUGGAUGGGAUCCAAGUUUAUUGUUUGUUAUGGGAGCUGCUGUCGGAAUAAAUUUGAUAGCUUUUAAUAUCGUUUUAAGAGAGCCGAAGCCUUUGAUGAUAGAAAAGUGGUCAGUACCAACUAGAAAAGAUAUAGAUGUAGGAGUUAUUGUUGGACCUGCUCUUUUUGGAGUUGGAUGGGGUAUUACAGGAAUGUGCCCAGGGCCUGCUGUGACAAAUUUAGUACUGCUGCCACAAGCUAUUCUAAUGGUGAUUUUUAUAGGAAUUGGACAAGUAACAAUUAGAGCAAUUUUAGAUGCUUACCCGCCUGCUGCAGAUAAGGUUCAUAAAGGAUAA